This is a messenger RNA of Eimeria tenella, 2229 nucleotides long. RefSeq lists its product as uncharacterized. The record is from RefSeq and is a predicted model, not a curated record. Lineage: Eukaryota; Apicomplexa; Conoidasida; Eucoccidiorida; Eimeriidae. The transcript is spliced from 2 exons. Bases 1 to 2229 code for a protein of 742 amino acids.
AUGCGGGGUGGCUGGGACUCGUCUUUGCUGUCUUCAUCAUCAUGCUGUUCAGACACCUCAAAUUCCUCUGAUAGCAGCGACGGUGAAAAUGCAGCAGCAGCAGCAGCAGCAAAUGUGCAUCAGCAGCAGCAGCUGCAUGCCCACCCUCAUCACCUUCAUCGACACCAUAUUCUGCAGCAGCAGCAUUUGCUGCAGCAGCAGCAUUUGCAGCAGCACCCCUUACAGCAGCAGCAGCAGAUGCAUCACCUGUCACUGCACCCACAGCAGCAGCAGCAAGUGCAGCAGCAGUUGCAGCAGCAGGUGCAGAUGCAGCAGCAUCUGCCGCUCGAGCAUGCGCCUGAGCAGCAGCAGCAGCAGCAGCAAAGAGGUGGCCGACCCCGGGCUUCAAGAAGAGGCAGAGGCGGAGUUAGACGUGGCGGCAGCAAGGCAAAGGCGGGACCUCCUAGCAGCAGCAGCAGCGGCAGCAGCAAUGGCAGCCGAAGCAACGGCAGCAGCAACGGCAGCAGCAGCACUCCCCAUGUGGUAGCGGAAGCUACUGAUGCUGUUGCUUCUGUUCGCCAAAUGCAGCAGCAGCAACACAUCUUUAGCCAGCAGCAACUGCAACAACGACAAGGCUUGCUGCUGCAGCACCACCAGCUGCAGCAGCAAAUCGAUCAGCUCCAGCAGGGCACGCUGCAGCAGCAGCAUCACUUUCUGCAGCAGCAGCAGAUGCAGCAGAAAGUGGAGCAGCAGCAGCAUAUGGGACAGCAGCAGCAGAUAAGGCAGCAGCUGCCGCGGCAGGAGCUGCAGAUUUCGCCCGAGGAGUAUUGGAGAGAGCAGCAGCGGCUGCGUCCCGGUGUCAGCACAGCAGCAGCAGCUGCUGCUGCUGCUGCUGUUGCUGCUGCUAACGAAUGUGAGGCAGCGGUUGCUGCUGAUAUUGCCGCAAGAGAUCAGCAGGAGAGGCAGGAGCGGUUGCAGCAACAAGAACUGCAGCAACAACUUCAGCUGCAGCAGCAGCAGCUGCAGCAACAGCAGCUGCAGCACCAACAGCUGCAGCAGCAACAGAUACAGCAACAACAGAUGCAGCAGCAACAGCUCCAGCACCAACAGCUGCAGCGCCAACAGCUGCAGCACCAACAGCUGCAGCAGCAGCAGCUGCAGCACCAACAGCUACACCAGCAACAUAUACAGCAGCAGCAACAGAUGCAGCAGCAGCAACAGAUACAGCAUCAUCAACAGAUACAGCAGCAUCAACAGAUACAGCAGCAGCAACAGAUACAGCAGCAGCAACAGGUACAGCAGCAGCAACAGAUACAGCAGCAGGAACAGAUACAGCAGCAGCAACAGAUACAGCAGCAGCAACAGAUGCAGCAGCAGCAACAGAUACAGCAGCAGCAACAGAUGCAGCAGCAGCAACAAAUGCAACAACAGCAACAGACGCAGCAGCAGCAACAGAUGCAGCAGCAGCAACAGAUGCAGCAGCAUCAGCAACACCUGCAACAGCAGCCGCAGCUACAGCAACAGAUUCCGAUGCACCCACAGCAGCAGGAGCUGCUGCAGCAGCAACAGCAGUUGCCGUUGCAUAUUGAGCAGCAGCAGCAUCUGCAGCAUCAGAUGUCGGCGCACCAGCUGCAGCAUCCGCUGCAGCAUCCGCUGCAGCAUCAGCAGCAAAUGCAGCAGAAGCAGGUGCAGUAUCAGCAGCAGCAGCUGCAAGCGCAGCAACAGCAAACAUUUCAGUCACUGCAGCAGCCCAUACAGCAGCAGCAGCCAGGACUUCCGCACCAGCAAAUGCCGCAGCAGCUGCUUGUGCCGCAGCAGGACCGCCAGCAGCAGCAGCACCUGCAGCAAGAGCACGAACUGCAGCAGCAACAGCAGAAACAGCAGCAGCUGCUAGAGCAGCCGCAGAAGCAGCAGCAGGAGCAGCAGCAGGAGCAGCAGCAGCAGCAGCAGGAGCAGCAGCUGCAGCAAUGCUCUCCGGGUCCCUCUCCAGUUGUGGAGGAGCCAGAGCAGGAGCAGCAGCUCAUGCAGGACCAGCAGCAGCAGCAGAUGCAGCAGCAGCUCAGUCAGCAGCAGGAAGAUCUCAAAGAGAAGGCGUCAGUGGCGUUGGCAGCAACUGCUGCUGCUGCUGGUGCUGCUGCUGCUGCAGGCGAGGCACCCGCAGAUCUGCUCGCUGCUGCUGCUGCUGCUGCUGCUGGAGCUGCUGCACCUCAAUCGGCAGCACAGCAAACACCUGCUGGUAAAUCUGUAUAA